Molecule: messenger RNA, 744 nt
Organism: Oncorhynchus gorbuscha (pink salmon)
Lineage: Eukaryota; Metazoa; Chordata; Actinopteri; Salmoniformes; Salmonidae
Product: golgin subfamily A member 7B-like
Exons: 4
Coding region: 129-596 (155 amino acids)
Biological process (GO): peptidyl-L-cysteine S-palmitoylation; protein targeting to membrane
Cellular component (GO): palmitoyltransferase complex
Source: RefSeq, a predicted model, not a curated record
UCUGCCCCACCCCAUCCUCUCCUCCCCCUCUGUCUCUUCCUCCCGCCCUCCAACCCGUCCCAGUGUCCCAGUAAAGCGCUUUGAGCUCCGGGACUCGUCCUAGUAGCCUAACGCCGUCAGAUGGAAACAUGGCGACUGAGUUCCAUAACCUCCAAGAGUUGAGGCAUAGUGCAUCUCUGGCCAACAAGGUGUUCCUGCAGAGAGACUACAGUGAAGGGACCACCUGCCGCUUCCAGACCAAGUUCCCUUCUGAGCUGGAGAGCAGGAUUGAGCGGCCGUUGUUUGAGGACACCGUGAAGAGGUUGAAUAUCUACUAUGCGGAGGCAGAGAAGAUGGGAGGCCAGUCCUACCUGGAGGGAUGUCUGGCCUGCGCUACAGCCUACCUCAUCUUCCUCUGUAUGGAGACACGCUAUGAGAAGGUGUUGAAGAAGAUAGGCAGGUACAUCCAGGAGCAGAAUGAGAAGAUCUACGCCCCGCGAGGUCUACUCAUCACUGACCCCAUUGAGAGGGGCAUGAGGGUCGUAUCCUUACAGCUACUACUGCUACUCUGUGUGUGUGAGAGAGAGACAGACAAAGAAAAACAAAGACAGAGAUGAAGAAAACAAUAGACAGAGAGAUGAAGAAAACAAUAUAGACAGAGAGGGUGAACAGUACACAUGUAUGAUAUUUAAAGAGGGAGAAAGAGAUGGAGCGAGAGAGAUGACGAGUCAACAGUACACGUGGGCUCCCAAGAAUAAGGAGCUU